AUGUUGGUCGACGGGUUUACAGCAUUCAUCCCAUUUGCUAUGAUCUUUGGUGGAUGUUGUAGUAAUGUAAUAUCAUUAGAAUUAAUUAUAAAUAGUGGUAGUAGACACUAUACUAUACUAUUGAAACUAAUCAUUAAUAUCAAUCUUUUACACACUUUAAGACAAGAUACAAAACAAUCAAAUUUAAUUACAUUUGCACAGUUUGCUUUUGUAGCAUUCAUAAGUCUAUUCUUUAAUCUUAGAUGGAAAAAGAUUGUACCUUUGCUUUAUGUACCUAUUGGAUUGCAACCUAGAAAGAUUCCACUCUCCAGCUAUGCAUUGAUGGUAUUCAUCUUCUUUUUGGUAUCGAUCCUAAAUAAUUGGGCAUUGUCAUUUAACAUUGGAUUGCCAUUCCAUAUGGUGUUUAGAUCUAGUUCACUCAUCUCUACCGUUGUGAUUGGAUCUAUAUUCUUUAAGAAACAAUAUACAAUGAAACAGGUAGUAUCAUUGUUAAUGGUUACCCUUGGUAUUACUAUUGCAACUUUAAACUCUGUUCCUGAAAGUAAAAAACAAAACAUGUCUCUUUUGGAACAACAGGAAUCAUUUUUCAACUUUUUGAUUGGUAUUACCAUGUUGACAGUGGCAAUGUUUAUGUCAUCUGUAUUGGGUCUUAUUCAAGAACAUACCUAUAGAUUAUAUGGUAAACAAUGUCAUAAAGAAACUAUAUUCUAUUCGCAUAUUUUGGCAUUACCAUUCUUUAUGAUAUUUUAUAGUGAACUUCAAGACAAUAUAUUGGCAAAUAAUCAUUCAAUUCCAAUGGAUUUCCCAUUACUUGGAAUAUCAGUACCAUCAAUGUGGAUUUAUUUAUUAAUUAAUGUUGUAACACAAUAUAUUUGUAUUCAAGGUGUAUUUAUAUUAACAGGUAAAACUAGUACACUUACAUGUACAUUGGUAAUUAGUAUUCGAAAGUUUAUUAGUAUUAUCUUUUCAGUCAUUUAUUUCAACAAUCCAUUUACAUCGACUUUAUGGACAUGUACUGCACUCGUAUUACUUGGUACAUUUAUUUAUUCAGAUCCAUUCAAAAAGAAAGAACCUCCAGCAAAAGAAAAGGCUCAAUAA
This is a messenger RNA of Cavenderia fasciculata, 1098 nucleotides long. RefSeq names its product Putative Permease. Gene Ontology annotation, cellular component: endoplasmic reticulum membrane; Golgi membrane. The record is from RefSeq and is a predicted model, not a curated record. The transcript has 5 exons. Gene Ontology annotation, molecular function: UDP-N-acetylglucosamine transmembrane transporter activity. Gene Ontology annotation, biological process: transmembrane transport. Lineage: Eukaryota; Evosea; Eumycetozoa; Acytosteliales; Cavenderiaceae. Bases 1 to 1098 code for a protein of 365 amino acids.